CCGCCCCCGGCCGCCCGAGUCUUAAGAAGGAGCCGCGACGGGAGCGCGAGGCGCGGACGCCCACCCGGCAGGCAGGCAGGCAGGUGAGUCCGGCCGGGGCCGCGGGGCGGGAGCGGGAGCGGAGCCCCCGCCUUCCGACUGGGACGGCGCUCCGCUCGUGCUGCUUGUUUCCGAGUCGAGGAAGGAGAUUUCAGGGGGCCGCGUGAAAGCGGGCGUGGGGCCGGGAGGGGGCGGCCCUUCGGGACUUGGGGCCGGGAUGCUCCCUCGGCCCUGGCUGCGCGGGGCUGGGGGAGCCCCUCCGGGCGGCUGGGGCGCAGGCAGGCAGGCAGGCAGCCCCUCGGAGCCGAGCGAGCCCGGGCGCCGGAGCCUCGGCCCGCCCUUCCCAUUCCCCAGCGCCGGAGCUCCGCCCGCCCGCGGGGCGUCGUGGUCGAAGGCGGCCGAGGCAGGUUCGCAUCCGCCCUCCGUGGGGAAGCCCCCGACGCCGCCUCCGGGGAGGACGGGCGACGCUUCUCUUGGGCUCGGUCACUUCAGGCUGCUUCUGUGGGGGACCCCCGCCUUGCCAGGAGGGGGAAACGGCUUGCUCGAAGAAGCCGACGCAGACCCCGACCCUCUAACUUUCUGGGCGCGGGGCGAAUGCGCUGAGGACUUCCACGUCUCCCACUCGGCACCCUCUUGCAUAUAUGCCUUCUGCCACGAGCACCGGGCAUAAAUGGAUCAAGACACAAACUGAUCUCUCCUCUGGAGAUUUCAGUGCCACUGAAAGUAGCCAUCAUAGAAUCACAGAGUUGUAGAGUUGGAAGGGACCCCAAAGGUCAUCGAGUCCAACCCCCUGCAAUGCAGGAAUCUCAGCUAAAGUAUCCAGGACAGAACUGAUAUUCUGCUUAAUUUUUUUUAACCACCUCCAAGUGGUUUAUAAUUAAAAAUAAAAAUAAAAUAUCCAAAUUAUCAUCAUACAUCUUUACAAGUACAUAUAAGUGGGAGGGGGAAACUCCCUCCUCCCCUUUUUGCACAGACAGCACUCAGGAAUUUGAGAGUCACAUAAUGUUGUUUUGUCUUUCUGAGGGUUCUGGCUGCCUUUGCAGAAAAUAGAUGUUCCCAAAAGGCCAUCCAGUCCACAUGGUUUUAAACUGCCUUUGGCACUGGAUUUACUAUCUUCUCCUUUGUUUGUAAAGGCAACAAAGGUUCACCAGACUGCAGAGAAUGCUUCCUUUGUCUUUCGUCCUCUGGUGAGGCACAACUUCUGGGUUGGUUUUUUGGUUAAAGCCAAUUUCUCGGACUCUCUGUUAUACCAUUUCUGGAUGGCUAUUCCUUUUCAAGUCUUUGCUAUUUGAGUCCUUUCUAGAAAGCAACACUUUGAAAGAUGUGUUUGUGCUCUCUUUUGAUACAUUGCUAGUGAGCCGUACCCAUAAUGAGAAGACUGUAAGGGCAGGAAGCCUUUGAAUGAGAAGAGAGAGAAAGAGGCAGUGAAGAGAGACGCCGGGCUGUCCAGAUGCAUCAGUGUGAUGCCCAGUUGCUCCCACUUAAGGUUUUGUAGUGGGCUCCAUUGCAGUGGGCGGAUCCCCCAGAGCAGCCCUGUGUCAGCACAGGACACAGAUGGGCCAAGGAAUUUUGUAAGUGUCCCAGACAGGUGCUGCUAUUGUGUAGCCUGUUCACAAUCAAUGCUGUUUUAUUUAUUUUGUUCAUUGCGUUACUAUGUUUGCCAGUGAGAUGCUGGUAUCAAGGCCUGUUAGCCUUCCCACUUCCUCAGGUGAUGAGAAAUCUAGAGAGCUUUCUUUCCAUGAAAUCCCUCACCCAAGGCUCCCGUCCUGAGUAAACGAAGGUCACAACCACACCACACAUUUGAAACGCAUGGCUUCUGCCACCCAAGAGCUGUAGUUUACCUGGCACAGAGAUACAGAUUCCAGCACCCUUAACAAACUAUGGUUCCCAGGAUUCUUGGGGAGGAACCACAUGUUUUAAAUGUUUUUGUAUGUGGGGUGCAGCCGUGAGCUAAGGCAUCCUCAUGUGGAUCAAUAACCAAUUGAAACAGCAGGAAGCAGAAUGGAAGUAUGGACAGUUGUCACAGAGAAUCUGUAUUGUCUCACUUUGCCUUUUAACUUCCUCAUAAAUAGCCUAGAGUCCAGGGUGAGGUGCUGGAUUUUCCAGAUUGUCUCUCUAAAGGAGUAACUGGGAGGCCAAAUGGCAAAUGGGGUUUGAUGCAUGCAGGGGUAAAAUGUUGCACAGGCAGGGGGUGGAGGGAGAAUCCCAACUUUGCGUGCCUGUGUGUAUAUGAUUGUGGUCUGAAUGGACAAUAACUGACCACUAAAGGGAUCUUGGCUUUGUGGUGCGCAGCUCAGUGGGAAUGCUGAACAGCUGCUGCGAAAAAGUCAGAUUUCAUGUUGGGGAUCAAUAAGAAAGGAGUAAAAAAUAAAACUGCUGAGAAAAGGAUGCAAGGGUGCCUGAAUGCAAAUCUGUGGUACAACUGCAGUUGGAUUACUGCGUGUAGCUCUGGUUGCUGAACACAGUGGAGGAUAAAGCUAUCAGUGGCCACUGAUUUAUCUCCAGGAUCAGAGGCAGGAUUGUGAGGGAGAGGGUCACUGCCCCGAGGCUUCCAGGAAGAGCAGGUGCUGCAUUAGGUAGGACUUUGGACCGACCCAGGAGGGUUCUUAAUGAGCAUGAAGUUCCCCAAGGACAGCAGGGCUGGUUUAUUAUCUUGUAAAGCAAUUCUUUUGGAUCACUUGUUUGGGCAGGGAAUUGGGUGGGUACCUCAAAGAGGCUGGUCUCUUCUGGAAACAAAUAAAAGACUUGUAUAACAAGAAAACAAUAUAGUAAGGCAACAACCCACUCUGAUGCAAUGCAAAAUAACCCAGUAGAUGUUCAGUUUUGAGUUUUGUGACGACCACGUUAGUUAAGCUGGACUUGGGCAUCUGCUUUGUAUAUUUUACCAUUCACAGUUAGUUCAUUCUCCAAAAUAUUAGAUUUUGGAUCUACUUCUCAUACUCAGUACUAGGACACAGUAAGCAAGAAUACAGUGGGUGGGUGUUUGUGUGUAUGUAUGAGGUUUUUUUAAAAGGAGCCCAAAUAAGUUUUUAAAAAUACAGCGGUACCUCGGGUUAAGUACUUAAUUCAUUCUGGAUGUCCGUUCUUAACCUGAAGCUAACGCUAAUGGGGCCUCCUGCCGCCGCCGCACAGCUGGAGCACGAUUUCUGUUCUCAUCCUGAAGCAAAGUUCUUAACUCGAGGUAAUAUUUCUGGGUUAGCGGAGUCUGUAACCUGAAGUGUAUGUAACCUGAAGCGUAUGUAACCCAAGGUACCACUGUAAUUGUAUUGUUAUUUAAUUGUCAGUAUUUGCUUGUGCCACUCUUUAUCCAGCUAACUAUGCAAUCUAAUAGCCUGGGGAAGGUCUAACUCAGUCACAGAAGGGCGGCUAUAGCUCUGUGCCACAGGCCAUCAUCAGAUUUGCAUGCAGAAAGUCCUGGCUUCAGUCGUCCGCAUAUCCUCUUUUUUUUUCUUUUUCUUUUCUUAUUCUGGGAUAUUUAUUGGUUUUACAAGAAAAAAUUCCAAAAAAUACAGAAUUACAAAAAUUCAACAAACAAAAAACAACAAUAACCAUGACAAAAAACAAACAGAAAUGACAAUAUCCAUAACAAGAAAAGAAAAAAAAAGAAAACAAAGAAAAAGAAACAGAAAAAUUUAAAAGAUAUUUAUACUUUCAUUUAGCCUUCUUAUCUUUACCUAGUUCUUUGACUUCCCCGCAUCUCCCCGCUUGCACUUCCAUUUAAAAACUCCUUUCAGCAAAUCCUUACCCUCCUUUCAUUAUCUUAACUCAAAAAACUUAAUCUAUUUAUAUAUAAAUAUUUUUACAACCUUAUCCAUCAAAUAUUCCAUACUCUUAAUCACAAAGCUUUUGCCAAUACCAGUUAUUUUCAAUCAGACUUCAAUUUAACAUUCAUUAAUUUUAUAGUAUUUCUGUAGAUAGACUUUAAAUUUCUUCCAAUCUUCUUCCACCGACUCUUCUCCCUGGUCACGGAUUCUGCCAGUCAUCUCCGCCAGUUCCAUAUAUUCGAUUACCUUCAUCUGCCAUUCUUCCAGAGUGGGUAAAUCUUGUGUCUUCCAAUACUUUGCGAUGAGUAUUCUUGCUGCUGCUGUUGCAUACAUAAAUAAAUUUCUGUCUUUCUUUAGCACCAAUUGGCCAACAAUGCCCAAGAGAAAGGCCUCUGGUUUAUUUUGAACGGUAUACUUAAAUACCUUUCUAACUCAUUAUAUAUCCUUUCCCAGAAGGCCUUAAUCUUUGGGCACGUCCACCAAAUGUGAAAGAAUGUACCUUCAGUUUCCUUACAUUUCCAACAUUUAUUAUCGGGCAAAUGGUAGAUUUUUGCAAGCUUGACUGGAGUCAUGUACCACCUGUACACCAUUUUCAUAAUAUUCUCUUUUAAAGCAUUACAUGCUGUGAACUUCAUACCUGUGGUCCAUAACCGUUCCCAGUCAGCAAACAUAAUAUUAUGUCCAAUAUCCUGUGCCCAUUUAAUCAUAGCAGAUUUUACCGUUUCAUCCUGAGUAUUCCAUUUUAGCAGCAAGUUAUACAUUCUUGAAAGUGUUUUAGUUUUGGAAUCUAGCAGUUCUGUUUCCAACUUUGAUUUUUCCACCUGGAAGCCAAUUUUUCUAUCCAAAUUAUAGACCUCUCUUAUUUGGUAAUAAUGCAACCAGUCUCGCACUCUAUCUUUUAAUUUUUCAAAACUCUGCAGUUUGAAUUUGUCUCCUUCUUGUUCCAAGAUCUCCCAAUAUUUUGGCCAUUUGGCCUCCAUAUUGGACUUUUUAGGGCCUUUGCCUCCAUUGGUGAUAGCCACCUUGGGGUUUUAUUCUCCAAUAAGUCUUUGUAUCUUAUCCAGACAUUGAACAAUGCUUUCCUGACAAUAUGGUUUUUAAACAUUUUGUGAGCUUUAACCUUGUCAUACCACAGAUAUGCAUGCCACCCAAACACAUUAUUGAAACCUUCUAAGUCCAGUACAUCAGUAUUUUCCAGAAGUAGCCAAUCCUUCAACCAGCAGAAAGCUGCUGAUUCAUAAUAAAGUUUAAAGUCUGGCAGGGCAAAUCCCCUCUUUCUUUAGCAUCAGUCAAUAUUUUAAAUUUUAUCCUAGGCCUCUUGCCCUGCCAGACAAACUUAGAAAUAUCUCUCUGCCACUUCUUAAAACAGUCCAUUUUGUCUAUUAUUUGUAUCGAUUGAAACAAAAACAACAUUCUUGGCAAUACAUUCAUCUUGAUGACAGCAAUUCGCCCUAACAAGGAAAGCUUCAAAUUUGUCCAUAUUUCUAAAUCCUUUUUAAUGUCCGACCAACAUUUUUCAUAAUUGUCUUUAAAUAAAUUCCCGUUUUUAGCUGUCAUAUGAAUCCCCAGAUAUUUCACUUUUUUUACCACUGUUAAACCUGUCUCAUUCUGAAACCUCUCUUUUCAAUCGGUGUUAAAUUCUUCUCAAGUACUUUAGUUUUAAGCUUAUUCAACUUAAAACCUGCCACCUGACCAAACUCUUGAAUCAGUUCUAAUGCUCUUUUCGUACUAGAUUCUGGCUCCUGUAAUGUCCAGUCGUCCGCAUAUCCUGGUGUGGCUGGCCUGCCCUGAAACCGCAGGGAGCUGCUGCCACUGAGUGUAGACGGCAUUGCUCUCGAUGGGCCAAUGGAAGCUUCUUGUGGACAACAGGGGCAGCCAGCCUGUGCCGCCACAGGCACUGCUGCACGACCACUUCCCUUAUCCUUGACUUGUAGGAUGGGGCUGAAGGAAGUGUAAACAAUAGUGACCUAGGUGGAUCAACGGUCUGCCUCAACAGAAGGCAGAUUCCCAUUUUCCUAAUGUCCUCUGGUACCUCAGAGGAAGGUCAGCUAUCGGCUGUUUGUCCUCCUUAAAUUCAGACUAGGAAGCAGUUCUUUAAAAACAAACCUUCUGCUUUCAGUCUAUUUAAGAGCAUCUUACAGAGCUCCCAAUUUCCAUUCAGGCUCGGCCAAGUCCUACGCUGGAAGAAGAGCGUUGCUAAGGGAACUACAAGAGGCAGCUCUCUCUUUGUGGCUCAAUAGGUUAUUUCUCCUUCUUUCUAAUACAGGAUUGUAUUCUAUACAAGCAUCAGGCUGACUCCCUUCUGGUGGGGCUGAUCCUUGGAGCUGGCUGGCAGGGGCUUUGGGGGCAGGAAGCAGGUUGGAGCUGGCAGCCUUUGGGUUCUUAGAACCAUUUGCUUCCUUGAGAUGUGCUUGCCAAACUCAGUUUCCACCCCUGUAAACACAUCUGUAUCUCUGACAUGUGGAUCCAGUUAGAUUGCUUUAUCUUUUUGGGACAUCCUUGUUGCUGUCUGGAGAAAAGGGCGCAGGCACCAGCAUACAGAAAGUGGGCUCUGCACAUCAUUGGCCACGGGGAACAGCGGGUGUGGUGUCCAGGUUUCUUUUUUAAAAAAAAGGCUGGUCAACUUUUUGUGCCAAGCACUCAGAUGUGCAAAUUGCCGUAAUACUUUUCUACCAUAAUACAGCAAUAAUGAUUUUUAAAAAAACAGAGGGCAACAGUGCAGAUUCAAAUCCAUUUACAAAGUGCAGAGGAUAUAGAUCAUAGAAUUGUAGAGUUGGAGGGGACCACAAGGAACAUCUAGUCCAACCCUCUGCAAUGCAGGACUCUUUUGCCCAACAUGGGGUGCAAACUCACAACCCUGAGUCUCCUUCUCCACUGACUGAGCCCUCUCAGUCUCUCUGCUGGAGUGCUAGUACUGAAGGGAGGUAAGAGAGACUAUCUGGGAAGCAAUUCCACCAUGGAAAAGGACCUUGUGGGGCCCUGCAAAAUGUCGCUUUGUGUAGAGCAGCCCCUUCUUUGUCCAAGGGCCUUGUUGCCUUCUGGGGUGUGGGACACAUGCUGUGGGGGGUGAGGGCAGAGCAAUAAAUGUGGAUUUUGCCUUUGCACAGGAGGCUGGUUUACACACACACACACACACACACACACACACACAAACCUACCUCUCUGUUCUCCAUCCCUGCAAGCUGAGAGUCACUAUCAGCUUUCAAGGACAUGUUCCAGCCAGACAAGGAGGGUGCAGGGCACUGGUUGAAGGAAGCAUUUGCUCAUCCCGCUUUUGCCUGUGGUUUGUGGGUUCGCAAAACCUUUUCACAAACAAAAGAAAUGUGUGUGUGUUCUGUGCCUAUAGAAACCAGCCAGCUUCUCAAUAAGGCUGUGGGAGAGAGAUUCAUUCAUGCUAACCUAAUCUGCCCUUCCUAAGCUAAUAAGCAAACUGAAACACACGUAUUCCUUUUGCUUGCAAACUCACCAGCCAUUCCUUGAUUUUCAGGUUCCAGGAUGGACCGAUGCCUCGCUUUGGUAGCUUAAUGAAGUAAUGCAAAUGCAAACCUCUUGGGAGGUUUUUCUUUUCCUUAGGCAGGUGGCUACCUUUAAGCAAGGGUUUUAAUUAAUCUUUCUCCGGUCUUCUGCCUCAGGCUUGAGGUAGAUAAAUAUGAUUUUUAAAAUGCAAACAUUAUCAAAAAGUACAGUGCUACCCUCACUCAGUAAACUCAGGUUUUUAUGGACCUCCAAAUAAAAUGUUUGCAGAGUAGCAUUAUUAGUUUUCUUUUCUUUUCUAUACCGCUUUAUAUUUUUAAGAAAAAGUCUCAAAGCCGUUUAUAACACAUUAAAACAUCAAGUAUAAUGACCCAGAAUAAAACAUUACUGAAGAAAGUCAAAGAUAAAGUAUGUAUUCAAAGCAGUGUAGUUAACAGGAAACUAAAGUCUUAUCUUAAAGAUUUCAAAACAAAACCUUAUAAAGGUGGUCAACUACAGAAUGUGCAUUUAACGCAGCAAAAUCUUAAACAUUUCAAAGAAGGAAGUCGGAUAUAAAAUGCACAUUUAAAACAGCACAAUUAGCAAGAGAAUAAAAUUUUACCUUAAACCAGUUCUUUUUUCUUCUUAAAAAAAAUGUUUAGGGUUACUCUCAUUUUCCUGCUCAUAUGGAAAUACUGCCCCCAAAUGAGGCCAAAUUUAGAUUCAUAAAAUGUUUAGAGGUCUGCAUCCCCCCAGAAAAAAGCACUUGUCUUAAACAGAGAACAUACCUGCUGCUGUUGCUGCCAGUGGUGGUUGGUGCUGGCUGUGAAAGCUCAGGCUUGAAGAACUGCAUCUGUGCUAAGAGAAAACCAAGAUGGUCUCUGGCCUCUUCAGCAGCCCCAGCUUUUGUAGCUGGAGUCAGUCAGGGCCGUUCCUCCCAGGCCAGGAGGGAAAAGGCCUGCAAGGCAGGGGUCAAGUCUUCCAGGACUCACAGCCAAGAUGCUCUGUAGGAGGAGGCCUUCAGAAACCUUCAGUGACCUUGCUGGAUGGCAGCACCUUUCUAAACCGUGUGCCCUCCAAGGUUUCGGGCUCAAAUUUCCGUCCAGAGAUUUUGGACCAGAACUCCCCUCAGUUUCAGCCAAUUUGCCUAAAGCAUCUGGAAAGGCAGCUUUAGAGGGCAAUUUUAAAAUAGGGAAAGUAUGGGGAUAAGGGGAAGGAGAAAAUAAAUUUUGCCUUUGGAGGAAGACUUGGAUAAUGGAGCACCCACAGCCACAACUUCUUUUGGGGUGGGCACAAUGUUGUGAAUAUGGCAGCAGGAGAGUUAAACCAGAAGGGCAGCAGUCAAAGGCCUGGCUCUUGGCGUCGAAUCAAGGCUACAAGAGGCUUGUUGUGGCUGCAGGGAAGUGAGUCAAGGAGGUGAAAGCACCGCCACCCGGAUGAGCAGAGAGCCAAGACGACAAGCCCCGUUGCUCCCAGGCCAAGUAACCUACUUUCAUCAACCAGCCAAAGGGAGGGACCAGAACGCAAACAGCCAGCCUGGGCUGAAAAUGCUGGAACAGAUGCGCCUGGCUUGGAAUCGACCAGUAAAUAUGUUCUGCUGCUGCGGCAGCUGCUGUUGCACUUCCCGACUGAGCUCUCCAGCUGAGAGAGCCAUCCGUUGUUGCUGCUUGCUGCCCGGCCAUCCGUUGUUGUGUGUGCUUCAUGAGUCUUGGGCAAAGUUCCUAGAAGAAGCCAGUCAGCUCCCGGGCCAGAGUUUGCCAUUGCAACUCCCUUCCUCCAAGUAGAGGUCUGCAGUUUUAUGAUGGGUUAGGUCUUCCUUAGUUGCCUUCUCUCCUACCUCUGUUUUCUUUUAGGCUUCUUGAUUACACUUGGAAGAGAAGGCCUUGAAAAGACUUCAGAAUGAGGCUGGGACAAGGACUCUCCCCAUUUCUCCUGCUGCUGGGAGGGUUUGCCACAAUUCAGUGCCAGGUAAGAGCUCAUCCUGCCAACCUGCCUGUUCACUUUGGCUUUUCUUUCCAGCCGCCUUAGCAGCGCAUUAGAAGAGGGAUAAGCAGACUUCCAGCUUGCGGUGCAGUUGGGUAAUUUUAGACUCUGGACUUAAAUCACCUUAGCAGGUUUGAGGGAUGGGCAGCCUCUUGAGAUGGUCAUGUAUUGCUUCACUUCCAUUACAAGGCCAGCUCUGCUCUGUUGGGGGACCCCUGCUGCCCCUGCUGCUGAUGUCUGUCCCAAAGUCCAACCCUGACAGCACGAUGGGGCAUGGCCUCUUGCUUCAAUCCCUUACACACCCACCCCCCAUAACGGCAAGAAGGAGCAAGAGAGAAUGUUGUAAGUGUGUAGUGCUUAGUUUUAAGUCAUGCGCUGCACACUGUUUGGAGGAGCAAUCCUAACUGGUGCAGCAGCUGGCAGGCGGAGAUGUGUUGGGGGAGAGGCAGACAAUUGUUGCAGCAGCUUGAAGUAGUCCAACUGGACCCCAUGCUAUCAUGCAAUGUCAUUGGGACUUGCUUGGGAUCCAGUAGAUCCUGGGCUGACUCAGCCCCUCCUUGCCUCUGGAACAUCACCUGGCUGGACAUUUGGAGGGGGGGCGCUCUGCACUGGUGGAGUGACACUUGGGUCACCCCUCAGGCAGGAUGCCAGUUUAGCCUGCAGUGGCACCUCCACCCAAUCAAAUUCUCUCUGGUGGGGGGAGGACUAGGUUACUCAGCCAAUUUAUCUCUUCUUAAAAAACAGUGUUUAAGUGAGUUAAACAACAAAGGGACCACCUGAGAACCCGUAACUCAUUUUGCUUCACUUGGGAAUGGCAGGACAUGGAGCUCUCCUGCUGCAAAGCAUCUCUAGCUUGCUGGUUGGGACUGAUUGGAGUUGCAGCCCAAAAUAUCUGGAGGGCUCCGGGUUGGGGAAGGCUGCUCCAGAGCUUAGGAAGUAGCUGUGAAAUAGGAUUUUCUCUGACAAUGUCUUUCCUUAAAAAAGCCAACGUUUCCCCUCUGUGUCUUGGCAGGAAUUUUCUUGGUAUGAGGCCCUAGGAGCUCGGUCAAAGGGUAAGUAGCCAGGAUUAGCACCCCAGUUCCAAAAUGAAUGAGUGGGGUGUGCUAUUUUGAGCAGAUAGACACAAACAAACUGGGUGGUCUCUUUUGAUUUUGCUCUCCUGGUCCUAGGGGUCCCCACACAGAGCACCAAACUAAGCCCCGUUCUGUGCUCAGGAUCUGUAACUGGAAUUUUAAUCAAGCAUGGAAAUCUGUGACCUAACUUGUUCAAAAACUUGUUCAUAAUUUGGGUUUUGUAAAUGGAAUGAAGUUGGGAUUUGUUUGGCAAGGCCAAAAGUAGCAUAAAAGUAGCUAUUGUUAAUGAUAAUAUUGGGAUUUAUCCAGAGCUUAGUCCUACUCUGAGUAGACCUAUGGAAGUUAAUGGACAUGGCUGAGCUGCUUUAAUUUCAAUGAGGCUACUUGGAGCCUGACCAGCAUUGGAUACAAGGAAACACCAUUAAUAUUAAUAUUUCAUACAUUGCUUAAUGCCAAGCAGUUUUAUGAAGUUGAGGACAAAUGAACUGUAGGACCAAAGCAGAACGGUCACGGGGGGCAGGACUAGCUGCACAAGUAUUCCAAGUUGCUGACCCCGGAUACCCACAUGGCACGAUCCGUUUGCUUGCAACAAGAGUGAGCACUGGGGACUUUAAAACUGCAGAGUGUACUGGAAGAAAGCAGGCUGCUUAAAUCAGGCAGCACAACUGCCAAUCCUGCAUUGCUCCCCCUGGCCAAAAUCACCAGCUAUUGCCUCCUUGCCCCCCAAGGCUCCUGGGACUUCGGGAGGCUCUGCCCAACAUGGUUUUUCAAACUUUUCUCUGCAGCCACGAGGACCAGGCAGAAGCUUGCUUUUGAUUAAUAUGAGUAUUACAGGGACUGUCUAGUUGUUAUGGUCACUUGGCAGCCCUAUGCAGAUGCAAAUAAUGCACUGCCCUGGAGGAAAAAUAUUUUGGAUUUACCACCCUCCCUUUGUCUGACAAGGUUUGAAAGUAUUUCCAAGAACUUGGAAGAGAAGGUAGACAUUUCCCUUUCUCCUUUACAGCACACAUGGACCUUGGCAAGUGGCAGGCUCCAAAAUGGCCCCACCACCCACAGACAACAGUGACUGCUGAGCAGUGGAGGCUGGUUCAUGAGGGCAUAUGGGGCAGUGCCCUACCAUCUAGACACUAGGAGAGGAUAUAUUGUUUAGUUGUUAUCCUUCCUUGUUCACAUUUGUAAGAUCAGAGUAUCAUCCUUUGCAGCUUUUAAACUUGGAAGCUAAGGCAAGGUUAAUUUAACCUUCUACAACAAUAAUCCAGGAUGUUUUAAGGCAGACUGGAUAUCCUGGUGUUACUCCUUUUCUCCCCCAUAAAAACACCAAUCAUACAAACAUUGUUUUGUGAAGAAAUAAAAGUAGUAUUUACUUACAUAAUCUAGAUCUUGAAGCAGGAGUUAGAGUAGCAAAAUGAAGGCAGGUUUAAAACUGCUAAGUUACCAAAAUACAAAGUGCCAUCUGAGCUGUUGACCUCAGAUGGGCACGUGUGGUCAAUUUGGAAGCAGGAUAAAGAAAAAGGAGACUGUCCGGGCAGGAAGGAAGGAUGUAGUGUAACAUCUUCCUGCCAAGGCAGACAGAGGAAGUGAUCUCACAGAGUUCUCUCUAGCAAAUUUCACAGGAAAGCUCUAUCAGUUCAGCCCCUUCAUGUGCCUAUCUAGCAAAGCAUGAAUUGUUGGUUUGACCAUAAUAAUGUCCCACAACCCCCACCUGCCUGCCUUCUUACGUGUAACCCGUUGGUCUGCUUCAUCCUCCUCCAUCUCAGUGUUCCCCUUGUAGAGCUUUGCAGGGAGGAGGAAGAUGGUGACAAACCUAGGAUUUGCUGGCUCUGCCUGUCACUGGUGACCUGGCACCACCUACUGUUGGCCUCCUGGCUUAUGUCCUCCCACUUCCAGCCACCAUUGCUGCUGAGCAGGGAGCAAAGGGGAGUUUGGUGCCUGGAGGGUGGGAAGUGGUGGUGUGGGGGACUCUUCUCAGGAGCCCUUCCUCUCUCCUGAUUGCAGUUGUAUGCAAAGACCCAGUAACACAAGAGAUCUACCAGUUCAGGGACAGCUGGCUACGGCAAAGAGAAAAAGAACUUGAAUAUUGUCGGUGUGCGACCAACAGCAUCAUUUGUCAUAUCGUGCCAGGCACAGGUGGGUAUUAGAUGGGUAGAUAUGGGAGACAGUUUGGGUGCAGGAUGCGACAAUGAAGCGGGUGACCCAAACUUUUGCAGCUUCUUUCGUAGGACCCUGGGACCCGAUGGCGGGAGCUUGACAGUCUUGCCUUGGUCCUAGGAACACCUCUCCUGUGAUGUUGCUCACUGUCCUCCCCCUCCUGCAGCAACUUGCAAGGCUUCCAAAGGCAGUGAGUGGGGUAGUUGAAAACGCCCGACCCACGAUGUGGCUCCCUAGAACCCCUUUUAACUGCAGAGGCCAGCAAGUAGUGCACUUGAGACCUUCUGCAAGCCAAGUGUCUGCUCUGCCUUUGAGUUGCUCCUCCACCCCAAGAGGUUAUGGGCCCAGGAACUGAAAGCACUCGACUGCUGGCGGGGGAAACCUGAGGUUCUCUUUCUUCUUUGUCUGACAGCCUGCAGCAGGAGGCAACAGUGCUUCAAUGAGGGCCGCUGCAAGCAAGCAUUAUACUCUUCUAAUUUCUUCAUCUGCUUAUGCCGCCCAGGCUACUCUGGGAAGCGCUGUGAGAUUGGUGAGUAAUUGGUAUGCAAUGUGGUUGGAUGGCUGAUUGAUUGAUUAAUUGAUUGAUUGCAUUUAUAGUUCACCUUCUUCUCCAAGGAGUUCAAGGUAUUAUAGGGGGCCUCCCCCUCCUCAUUUAAUCCACACAACAACCCUGUGAAGCUGAGGGGCAGUGACUGGCUCUGCGUCGAACAGGAUUUGAACCCCAAUCUCCGAGGCCUGACACUCUAACCACUGCACCACAUUUAUUGUGGGCUGCAAUAUAAGGAGCCCUGACUUGGGUUGAAAGCCACUGUGUAGACGCUUGGCCUUUAUUUGGCUUUCAUCUGGGUAAUCCUUACAACAGUUCUAGGUGGCAGGCAGGCAUUAUUCUCCCCUGCCUUGCUUGUCUAUUAUUGGAUGCAUUUGAUAUGGUACCUCGGGUUACAUACGCUUCCGGUUACAGACUCCGCUAACCCAGAAAUAUUACCUCGGGUUAAGAACUUUGCUUCAGGAUGAGAACAGAAAUCGUGCAGCAGCAGCACAGCAGCAGCGGGAGGCCCCGUUAGCUAAAGUGGUGCUUCAGGUUAAGAACAGUUUCAGGUUAAGAACGGACCUCCGGAACGAAUUAAGUACUUAAUCCAAGUUACCACUGUACCGUAUUGGCCCAAAAAUAAGCCAUACUUUCCCCCCCAAAUUCUGAUUGUGAAAAGUUAAAGUGUGGCUUAUAUUUGUGACCUUACAGUAUCACUGCUGAUACAGCUGCCCACGAAGGCCGUCAGGGGUGUGGGACAACAGCUCCCGUCCCAACCGCGUCUCUCAAGCCUCCCCUAAGCCACUGUAAGGAAGGGGGAAGGGGGGCAGGCCUCCGGCAAAACGGUGUGGCUCCCCCCACAAGGAAGCAGCCCAGGAGUGUGGGGCAGUGGCGCACAGGCCACCUACCACUGCCAAGCCUCCUCUGGUGUCGGCUUGGGGAGGUAGUGCCAGGAGGCGGUAGAGUUGGGAGGCGGGCGCGCAGCACCCUCAGAACUGAGCACCGGCACCGGCUUGGGGAGCGGGGUAGCAAGCACUGGUGCCAACCGCCCCCCGUUGAGGGCAGUAGUGCCAGGAGGUGGGCUGCACCUGCAAAUAAGCCUUGAAUUUUAAAGGUGCGGCUUAUUUGCGGGUGCGGCUUAUAUUUGGGCCAAUACGGUAAUCCAUUGGCACAGUCAAAUACAACAUUCCUUGUUUGCCUAGAGUGGACACAGACAGGGGGAUGUUGAUCCAGCCAGUUGAACUUCCUGUUACACCUGGUCUGGAACAUCCUCCCCCUGCAUGUGACCAGGUAGGUGGGCGUGGCCCUUGCAGACCCCACAAAAGGUCCAGUCACGCAGCCGCCCUCCUCUCUUGAUGCUGCUUCUUCCUCUUGAUGCCAUGCUCUCCUGAUCCUGAUGCAUUUUGCUGUCUGCUGACUCUCAGCCACCGGGACAGGGGCUCAUUCCCAUAUGGGAUGAACUCAAACUCUCUUCCGUAACUCUAAGCUGAAGCCUGCCUUCAGGAUCCAGCUGUGAACUGAAUGUGAGUAAACUUCGUAUUACUUUUAAAAGAAGCUUCUUGUGUAUUUAUUCUUUUUAGGAGGGAUAAAAGGGGUCUUACAAGGAACAAAAUCCAACCUGAACAAAGCCAGAUUGGAUUACUUAAGUAUAGAGAUUCAACCGAAUCCACCAACUAGCUUCCUGCUAUAUAUUGGGGAAUGAACUUUGCUGUAUGACUCACAAGCGUGAGUUAGGAAGGAUAAUAUUUAAUCAAUAUAUCCUCUCCUAGUAUCCACAACAUUCCCACAUUUGAUUUAUUACCUUCCCUCAGCGUAAGAUCCAAGGGUGGGUCACAACAAUUUAAAAUACAACAUACAGGAAAUUGAAGCAAUUAAAUGCACAAAUUGUCAUCUCAUCUGUCCUCCCAGUUGAACGCCGUGGCCCAGGGAGAGAGGGAAAAAUAGUGGAAGUGAACAGCUGGCUUCGCAAAUGGUGUAAACAGGAACGGUUUGGAUUCUUAGAUCACGGACUGCAGUUUCUUGAAGAUGGACUUCUGGCAAGCGAUGGGCUGCACCUCACAACGGUUGGGAGGAAUGUUUUUGCUAAAAAUCUCAGAAACCUCAUCAGGAGGGCUUUAAACUGACUAAUGUGGGGGAGGGAGACAGUGCUCCUGAAGGUAGGAGUCUAUCAAUUGAUGAAGAUGAUCAUCCAAAUGUCAUAGACCAAAUGGAACAAACAGCACGCAGACCUAGUGGUGGGAGGAAAAAUCCUUAAAUAAGAGACAUGGGGAAUGAUUAAUGGACUUCAGUGUCUGUACACUAAUGCGCAAAGCAUGGGAAAUAAACAAGAUGAGCUUGAGCUCUUGGUACAGCAAACUAAAUAUGACAUAAUAGGCAUCACUGAAACCUGGUGGGAUAAGUCCCACGAUUGGAAUGUAAUAAUGGGAGGAUACAAUCUAUUUCAGAGAAACAGACCAGACAAGAAAGGAGGAGGAGUGGCGUUAUAUGUCAGGGAUGUGUAUACCUGUGAAGAGAUCCAAGAUUUAGAACCUCAAAGCCAAAGUGAGAGCAUUUGGGUCAAAAUUAAGGGAGAGAAGAAUAACAGUGACCUCAUUGUGGGAGUUUACUAUAGAUCCCCAAGCCAAACGGAGGACAUAGAUGAUGCCUUCCUGGAACAGAUGGCCAAGCAUGCAAAAGGAAGGGAGAUAGUAGUAAUGGGGACUUCAAUUACCCGGAUAUUUGUUGGAUGUCAAACUCAGCCAAGAGCAUAAAGUCAAACAGAUUCCUCACUGGCCUUGCAGACAACUUCAUUGUCCAGAAAGUGGGAGAAGCAACAAGAGGAACAGCCAUUUUAGAUCUGGUCCUAACCAAUGUUGAUGACCUGGUUAGUGGGGUAGAAGUGGAAGGAUCAUUAGGCGCGAGUGAUCAUGCUCUUCUGAAGUUUACUAUACAGCGGAAAGGAGCAGCCAAGCAUACUAGGACUCAAUUUCUUGACUUUAAGAAAGCCGACUUCAUAAAACUUAGGGAAGUGCUGGGUGAGAUCCCAUGGACAGUAAUACUAAAAGGAAAGGGAGUUCAUGAUGGCUGGGAGUUUGUUAAGAGGGAGAUAGUAAAAGCACAACGUCAGGCAAUACCAGUGAGACGGAAACAUGGAAGGUGCCUAAAGAAGCCAGGGUGGCUAUCUAAAGAACUUUUAACUGAGUUAAGAUUAAAAAAAGGAUGUGUACAAAAAAAUGGAAAAGGGGGGAAACCACCAAAGAAGAAUUCAAACAAAUAGCCAGCACGUGUAGGCACAAAGUCAGAAAAGCUAAAGCACAGAAUGAACUCAGGCUUGCUAGAGAGGUUAAAAGCAACAAAAAAGGCUUUUAUGGGUAUGUCCGUAGCAAAAGGAAGAACAAAGAAACAGUGGGGUCACUCAGAGGAGAAGAUGGUGAAAUGCAAACAGGGGACACAGAAAGGGCUGAACUCCUCAAUGCCUUCUUUGCCUCAGUCUUCUCCGAUAAAGAAAACAAUGCCCGACCUGAAGAAUUUGGAGCAAAUGAUUCAGCAAAGGAAACACAGCCCAGAAUAACUAAGGAGAUAGUACAAGAAUACUUGGCUAGUUUAGAUGUAUUCAAGUCUCCAGGGCCAGAUGAACUGCAUCCAAGAGUAUUAAAAGAACUGGCAGAUGUGAUCUCAGAACCACUGGCAGUCAUCUUUGAGAAUUCCUGGAGAACAGGCGAAGUCCCGGCAGACUGGAGGAGGGCAAAUGUUGUCCCUAUUUUCAAAAAGGGGAAAAGAGAGGACCCAAAUAAUUACCGCCCAGUCAGUCUGACAUCAAUACCAGGGAAGAUUCUGGAGCAGAUCAUUAAGCAAACAGUCUGUGAGCACCUAGAAAGGAAUGCUGUGAUCACCAAUAGUCAGCAUGGAUUUCUGAAAAAUAAGUCAUGUCAGACUAACCUGAUCUCGUUUUUUGACAGAAUUACAAGCCUGGUAGAUGAAGGGAACGCAGUGGAUGUAGCCUACCUUGAUUUCAGCAAGGCAUUUGACAAGGUGCCCCAUGAUAUUCUUGUAAAGAAGCUGGUAAAAUGCAGUCUUGACUAUGCUACCACUCAGUGGAUUUGUAACUGGCUGACUGACCGAACCCAAAGUAAUAGUGCCACUGUAUUCUGCUCUGGUCAGACCUCACCUGGAGUACUGUGUCCAGUUCUGGGCACCACAGUUCAAGAAGGACACUGACAAACUGGAACGUGUCCAGAGGAGGGCAACCAAAAUGGUCAAAGGCCUGGAAACGAUGCCUUAUGAGGAACGGCUAAGGGAGCUGGGCAUGUUUAGCCUGGAGAAGAGGAGGUUAAGGGGUGAUAUGAUAGCCAUGUUCAAAUAUAGAAAAGGAUGUCACAUAGAGGAGGGAGAAAGGUUGUUUUCUGCUGCUCCAGAAAAGCGGACACGGCGCAAUGGAUCCAAACUACAAGAAAGAAGAUUCCACCUAAACAUUAGGAAGAACUUCCUGACAGUAAGAGCUGUUCGACAGUGGAAUUUGCUGCCAAGGAGUGUGGUGGAGUCUCCUUCUUUGGAGGUCUUUAAGCAGAGGCUUGACAACCAUAUGUCAGGAGUGCUCUGAUGGUGUUUCCUGCUUGGCAGGGGGUUGGACUCGAUGGCCCUUGUGGUCUCUUCCAACUCUAUGAUUCUAUGAUUCUAUACAAAAAGCAGUUUAAAAGAAAUAAAACCAAUGGCUGCAGUUGCUUACACAGAAAAAUUCUGGUCUGCUUAAGACCACAUCUGCGUUUGACACAAAUGAAGCCAUAAUAUGAACUGGAAACUUCUUUGCCUGCACCUUUUUGGGGUAAAUAGUUGUGGGUCCCCAAUUUGGAGAACACUCCUGAACCAGAUCAGAACCCUGCUUUGGUUCCCCACUGAAAAUGGCCCCCUGCCUGUCUGCUGCUGUUAUGAUUAAUUAGUACAAGACUGCAUAUGCGGCCUUUCAUUUCAAGAAGAAAUACUUUAAUUUGGUAUACCUGCAGCAGUUUUUUCUCCAAAAUAAAAGCGAGCAAGUUUAAGCAGCCUUGUUCCAAGAUGUGACUGUGGUGGGAUGAUCAGAGUGCCAGCUCCUACUCUGGGAGAGGAGGGUUCAAUUCCCCACUCAGCCAGGAAGCACCUUGGGUGCCCUGGGGCCGCUCGGCAUUUGUAGCCUGCCUCACAGGGUUGUUGUGAGGAAGAAACGGGGAGGAGGAGAACCAUGUACACCACCUUGUGUGUGUGUGUGUGUGUGUGUGUGUGUGUUUAUUACAUUUAUAUACCACCUUUACUCCCAAGCUGCUCCUUGGAAGAAAAGGGUGGUAUAGAAAUGUAAUAAAUAAAUAAAUUAUAAUAAAAAUAAAUUGUAUGUAGCUUGGCUGCCAGGCCUGCUGGCUUUGCUAGCUGUGCCUGUGAGGGAGAGGCAGCAUGGAAGCAGCACCUGGCAUAAAGUGUCAUGAGCUUCCUGCUUCUUCCAGGUCAAGAUGGCUGGAAUAGUGGGGAAGGAGGAGGACUGCAUCACAGAGCAGGGAAGAUAUCAGCGGAGAUAGCCUUGUGGUUCUUCCAUCCUCCACCUCAUCUGGCAGGGGGCAAAAAUGGGCACAGGAGUGAAUGUGAAUUUUGCUUUGGUUCAUGAGGCUGGUUUCUACACACAAACUGUGGCAUUCCUCUCUAUCCUCCAGCCAGACAAGCAAGAACCAUUAUCAGAGUUCAAGACCACAUUCCAGCAAGUCAAAAACAUUUGAGGAGAGGCUGCAAAGUAGGGCUAGUGAGAGGGGUGGAGAUGCUGAGGGCCUGGGGGCCUGGAGAGAGUCCCAGGAGCUAAACAGAAUAGACCUGGGGGGGGGGUCACAUGUGGCCCACAGGCCUCUGCCGUCUAGCCCCCAGUGACCACGGCUGCAAUCUCCCAUCUUGAUCCUGAGCAGCCCCAUGGAUGCAAGAUGUGUGCAGAGUACCUUUGGAGAACAGGAGGGAGACUGAAUACUCUGCCCCUCCUUUUUCAGAUACCAAAGCCAAGUGUUACGAGGGCGCUGGAGAGGGCUACAUGGGGACAUGGAACACAACUGUGAGUGGAGCCAAGUGCUUGAACUGGAAGCUCGAUUCCUUGAGGAAUAAGCGGUACAAUGCGUACCGGGCAGAUGCCGCUAGGUUGGGCCUUGGAAACCACAACUAUUGCAGGUGAGAAAGUGAGUUUAGGAGGGGCCUCUUCCUCUGACCACCCAUCUUCUUGCCCCCCAAUACUGGGGGGCAUUAUUGCAGUCAAACCAAUAAUUCAUGUUUUACCAGAUAGGUACAUGAAGGGGCGGAGGCUCAUAGAGCUUUCUUGUCAAAUUUGCUAGAGAGAACUCUGUGAGAUCACUUCCUUUGUCUGCUUUGGCAGGAAGCUGUAGCACUACAUCCUUCCAGCCUGGGCAGCCUCCUCUUUCUUCGUCAUGCUUCCAAGCUGACCACAUGUCCAUGUUUGAGGUCUGCUGCUCAGACACAAUUUUGAACUUACCUUUUGUACUUUGGUAACUUAGAUAGUACAGUCGUACUUUGGUUUUGGAACAGCUUAGUUCCUGAACAUUUUGGCUCCUGAAUGCUGCAAACCCAGAAGUGACUGUUCCAGUUUGCAAACUAUUUUUGGAAGCUGAACGUCCAAUAGGGCUUCUGCGGCUUCCGAUUAGCUACAGGAGCUUCCUGCAGCCAACCAGUACUCACGCUUUAGUUUCCGAAUGUUUUGGAAGUCAAAUGGACUUCCAGAAUGGAUUCCUUUCGACUUCCAAGGUACGACUGUAGUUAUAAACAUGCUCUUAUUUGGUGCUGCAAUUGCUACUUCAACCUAGAUUAUGUAAGUAAAUACUACUUUUACUUCUUUACAAAACAAUGUGCAAUUGUUGUUUUUAAGGGGGAGACAAUGAGUAAUACCAGGAAAAUCCAGUCUGCCUUUAGAGCAUCCUGGAUUAUUGUUUGUAGAAGCUUAAAUCAAACUUUUCUUAGCUUCAAAGUUUAAGCUGCAAAGGAUGGUACUCUGUUGAUCUCACAAAUGUGAGCAAGGAAGGAUAAUAACCAAACCAUGUAUCCUCUCCUAGUGUUUUACCAGAUUGUGGGAAAUACAUUCCCACAAAUACAUCCUUGUAGGCAAAAUCUACUCUGAGCGGGAGAAGUAUUGACAUUGUCAAAUAAGGAUGUUGCAGAGCUGGAAAAGGUUUAGAAAAGGGCAACCAAAAUGUUUGAGAGCAUCUCCACUGUGAGGAAAGGUUACAACAUUUUAGUUUAGUGUAAGUGAGACUUGGGGAAGACACACAAGGUGGAGGUGUAUAAUAUCAUUUCAUCAUAAUUUCAUGAAACUGUGUGCGCUUUGUGGAGAAAGGGAAUAAAUAGGAAGCCAUCUAGGCCAUAUAGUGAAGCUGAAGAUUGGAAGAUUCAGGGCUGACAACAGGAAGGACGUCUUCCCUCAGGGCUUAGAAUUAAACUAUGGAGCUCCUUCCCCUAAGGCGUAGUGUCAACCACCAACUUGGGUUGAGAAGACCAAUUCCCACGAGCCUAAGAGAAGCCUGUGGGGGCUGGUGGAGGCAGAGCAGAGUCAAAAUGGCCAGCAGCCAUCAAGAGCCUCCUCCUCCUCCUCCUCCUCCUCCUCCUCCUCCUCCUCCUCCAUGAAUUGGUCCAAUCCUCUUUUAAAGACAUUCCGGUUGGUGGUUACCACUGCCCCUGUGGGAGUGAGUUCCAGAGCUGAAUUCUGCACUUCAUGAAGAAAUACUUUUUUAAAAUCUAUCCUGAAUCUUCCAACAUUCAACUUCAUUGGGUGUGUUAUGAGAGAGGGAAGAAAAUGUCUCCAACCACUUUCUUCAUGCCUUGCAUAAUUUCAUAAAAUUUCAUCGUGUCACCUCACACUUGCCUUUUCUCUAAAUUAAAAAGUCCCUAAUGCAACAGCCUUUCUUCAUAGGAGAGUCACUCCAUCCCUUAAUUAUUUUGGUGGCCCUUUUCUAAUAGUGUCACUAAUAGUGCCAGUGUAAUAGUGCCACUGUAUUCUGCUCUGGUCAGACCUCACCUGGAGUACUGUGUCCAGUUCUGGGCACCACAGUUCAAGAAGGACACUGACAAACUGGAACGUGUCCAGAGGAGGGCAACCAAAAUGGUCAAAGGCCUGGAAACGAUGCCUUAUGAGGAACGGCUAAGGGAGCUGGGCAUGUUUAGCCUGGAGAAGAGGAGGUUAAGGGGUGAUAUGAUAGCCAUGUUCAAAUAUAGAAAAGGAUGUCACAUAGAGGAGGGAGAAAGGUUGUUUUCUGCUGCUCCAGAGAAGCGGACACGGAGCAAUGGAUCCAAACUACAAGAAAGAAGAUUCCACCUAAACAUUAGGAAGAACUUCCUGACAGUAAGAGCUGUUCGACAGUGGAAUUUGUUGCCAAGGAGUGUGGUGGAGUCUCCUUCUUUGGAGGUCUUUAAGCAGAGGCUUGACAACCAUAUGUCAGGAGUGCUCAGAUGGUGUUUCCUGCUUGGCAGGGGGUUGGACUCGAUGGCCCUUGUGGUCUCUUCCAACUCUAUGAUUCUAUGAUUCUUGACCUUUUCCUGGGGGAUAAGGCUGUCAGUGGCUACUGGCCUUGACGGAGGUGAUGCUUCCCUUGGGGGGGGGGGAGGCAGUCGGCUUCUGAAUAGCAAGUGGGGGCGGGACAGGGCAAGUGCUGUUGCACCCAGGAAAGGCUGCUUCCGAGCCUUUCACUGACUUCUAGUUGGCUGCUGUGAGAACCGAGAGUCUGUCUAGAUGUUUCUUUGUGUGAUCUAGCAAGACUCUUCCUACAUCCUUAAAAUUAUCAGUGCAUUGUUUUGAGUAUAAAUGUUGGCCUUCCCUCCCAUUUCCCCCCUUAUUUUUGAGGUUGCAGCUGAGCCUGCAGCUGUUCCCAGUGGUGCAGUGGGCCAGUGCAUCUGACUAUCAACCAGAAGGUUGGUGGUUGGACUAGAUGACCCCUGGAGUCCCUUCCAGCUCUACAAUUCUACACUUCUGUGAUAAAUGUCUUAAUUGUACAAAAUGCCCAGUGUUUGCCUUUCCUUUCCUCUAGAAACCCCGAUUCCGACACCAUGCCCUGGUGCUUUGUCUACAAAGGAAACAAGUACAGCUUUGAGUUCUGCAGCCUCCCUCCCUGCGCCAACAGUAGGUUCAAGGCUCCUCUGCAGUGGGGCAGAGCCAGGUGGGGUGGUGAACAUGUUGUGCUAUGAGCGUUGGAGCCGAAGGGAAGAAGGCUGUUAGCAGUUUCUCUCCACAUCACGGCCCUGAUCCAAAUUAACUUGUGUGAAUUCCACACCCACACACUUGUAUUUUGGUCUGCUCCUUUUCAAAAGAAAUAUGCACCAGACUCCGAGAAUCUUGCGUGGAAUCUUGAGCUCUAGUUCCACCACAAUCAUUCCCUAUUUGUGCAGCAUGUUUAGUUUUGCAGAAACAAAGAAUUGGCUUCAUAUAUGGUUAUUGCCAUGCUUGCAGGAAAAUGGAGUAGAAAACUUGUGGUAGUUGGCCUCAAUGACCAAACUCGCUCAUUACGGUAAAAAAAGAGAAGAUGAGAAGAUACAAUAUAUACUAAAAGAGACUUGAUUAUGAAUUAAAUAAAAAUGGGAGGGUGCUGGCUUCAAAUAAUCAUUUUGCAAUGUUCUGAUGGCUUUCAACUUAAACAUUUUCUUAAUGUUGCAUUUUGGAUAUUGAUACCUUCAUGUUUGCAGCAAAAAUGUAUUAGCUUGUUUAUUACAAAUUAUUUAAUAGGGCUCGUAUUCAUAAGGUAUGUGUAAGCUUUGUUCUAAGACAUGUACAGUAACUUUCGGCUUUUUCUGUGUUGGUUUUCUAGUUAAAUAAAAAUCAUUUAAAACUUUUCUAGUUAAAUAAAAUAUGUAAAAUUUAAUUUAACCAGCCCCAUCCCUUGUAACAUCUAUGGGGCUUUACAGAUGAAAAGUGGAUCCCUGCCCCAAGGAUCAUACAUUUAAGGCACAUCCCCCACCCCCUCAACUUGGAAACUGGGGGUCAUCAGGGGUGCUGGGAAUUGUAGCUCUGUGAGAGGUAAACUAUAGCUCCUAUGAUUCUUGGGGGGGGGGGUGUGCUUUUAAUGUAGGCUUCACAAUUGAAAAUCUGCAGUGAGAAAAAACCUCAAACUAUAUGCCCCAUGAAUGUGGUUUGGGACUGAUGCAAAUCUGCCUUUUUUGUCACAGAAAGCCACACUUGCAUUUCUGGAAGGGGCAACAAUUAUCGAGGUCCCCACAACCGCACGGAAUCGGGCGCUGCUUGCUUGAGGUGGGAUUCCCGGUUCCUUACUGGGCUGGUCUUCAAUUCCCAUAGGGAGGAUGCAGAGCAGCUCGGUCUCACUAGCCACAACUUCUGCAGGUAAGCAGACCCUCACCUUUUCUCCUUGCAGUUUUUUGUCCAAAAAGAAAAACUAAAUGCAAAACAUGGCUUAUUGAUAAGAUAAGGCUCUGCCUUAUCUAGUGUAAGAACAAUAACCCGCUGAUUUGCUCUGCCCUGUGUGCUGCUUUUAUUGAAUUCAUAGAAAUCAUUCUGCAAUUAGAUGAGGCUGUGUUUUUUGAGUCAUCCAAUCCAUUUGUGCCAUUUCAUUCAUGUUUGCUACAAAUGCCUAUGUGGUUGUUGAUAAAAUAUUGGUGAAAACCCAAAUUUGGAUGUGGUCAUGUGUAGGAUUGCAUUCAGGGUCUUGGUGUGUGUUCCACUGGUGUACGCAUAUAUGAUCUUGCACACUGGUAAAAAAAACACCACACACAAUGAAUCUCGAUGCAGUUAUCUAGAAACUCAGGAAGUGGACUUGUACAUUCCCUGCACCCACCACAAUACGACACUGACUGGCAUUGGCUCCCCUGGAGAUGGAACGUGGGUCCCUUGGCAUGCAGAGUAGAUGCCCUUCCAUCCCACCAUUGGGCAGGCUGGUGGGAAACAUCUGAAGGGCAUGUUUAGCAGCCACUUUCCAACUUUCACUGAGAAUUCCCUUCUGUCUGAGAUCCUUUUAACUGAACAUUUCAGGGAUUGAACAUGGGACCUUCUGCAUCUGUGGUCCAUCCCUGAAUGUACCUUGGCUUGUCCCAAGGCGACCUUGAUGCAUUGUGGCAAUGCAUUGGUAGUGUGUUACCAGGGCACAUCUGUGCACCGGGAACGCAUUGCAGGGAAGGGAAGAAGUGCAAAAGAAUGAAAAGCUGUUGCAAAACAUGCCUACAUAGUGCUCUGUCCAACUUGAAAACAGUAAAAACAAGGGAGAGUUUCAAUAGCAUUGCUUUCCAGUGCAGAAACUAUUCAGAUCUUUUAGAAUAAAAUUGGGAUGAGGACAAUUUCUCAAGCGCCCCCUUCCCAAGGACUCUGAGUGAGGCUUUGAAUCACAGCUGAGGUCAAAGGCCACUUCACACAGUGUCUGUGAAAGCCGACCAGGAGGAGGAGAUGAUGCUGGAUUUAAUGGCUUUUGACUAUCCCCAAGUGUUUCCAGGCCUGCCUGUGACUUUAUAGUAUAGGAUGGAUUGAUUGAUUGAUUGAAGGAUGGAUGGACACAGGAAGUCACGGCUGAUGCAGAGCUUUCUGUGGCAUGGACCAGUUUCAAAUUCAUGUUGUGUUAAGCUGGGUGGGGAACCUUUGGCCCUCCAGCUGUUGCUGAACUCCAACUCCCAUGCACCCACAAAAACGGCCAAGGAUGUUGGGAACUAUCAUUCAGCAACAUCUGGAGGGCCGCUUGAAACAGUCAUGGCUUUACCCCAAAUAAUCUUGGGAAAUACGGUUUGUUAAGGGUGCUCAGAGUGGUUAGGAGACUCAUAUUCGCCUCCCAGAGCUACAAUUCCCAUCCCUCUUCACAGGGAACUCUGGGAAUUCUAGCUCUCGGAUCAGGAAGAGGAGUCUCCUACUAACCGUCAGGCCACUUAACAAACUGCAGCUCCCAGAAUUCUUUGCAGGAAGCCCUCUAAAGUGGUAUCAUAGUGUUUUAAAUGUAUGGUGAGAAUGUGGCGCCUUCGUUAGAGCCUUGACCAAUCUGCAUUGAAUGGGGCUGAUGGCCAAAACGUCAGGAGUGUUGGGAAAAAGCUGUUCUAAGUACAUGCAAAAAACAAAGAAGGUUAUAAAGCAGCCCUCCGUAAACUCCAGAACAUCAUCCUCAGGGGACAUACAAACCUGGGUAGCCCACACUGCUGCUCUUUGCAGGGGCAGAGAGAAGAGGAGCAUUUGAUCUCUGAAGUAAUCCUGUUCCACUUUUGUGUUGCAGGAAUCCUGAUAAUAGCACCCAGCCUUGGUGCCACGUGCUCAGGGGUGGCAAGAGGAAAUGGGAAUACUGCAGUGUGCCAGCUUGCUGUAAGUGCCCGCCCUAUCCGUGGGGCAAAAUGCCAGCAAACUGCAUUUCAGUUGCUGGCUCCGGUGGUGUUUUGAUGUACCUUUACUAUUGUUUUCAUUUUUGUAUUUUAUAAUAAUGUUUCUAAAUGUUGUGAGCCACCUUGGCUCUAGCUUUGGGAGGAAAGGUGGGAUAAAUACUACUGCUGUCUGUUGUCUUAUGAGCACCAAAGAGCUUCCUCUUCCAACUUUUAAGCAGAGAUCUUUCUGUGUCUGCAUCUGUAGUGGAAUUGUUUUGAAGAUGCUUUUAUCAUUAAACUGUUUGCCACCCUGGUUCCUUUGAGAGGACGGAUGGGAUAGCAACGUGCUAAAUAAAUGAAGAGGUCGGCCCUGUGAGAGCAUUUUGCCCCAAGCGGAGAGUUAACGUUGUAUCUGAGUCUGGGGUACAUUUUCCUUAUUUUCCUCGCCACCUACAGCCACGUGUGGAACGAGAAAGUACCGGCAGUCUCAGUUUCGGAUCAAAGGAGGCCUCUACUCGUACAUCCAGUCGCACCCGUGGCAGGCGGCCAUCUUUGUCAGGAUACAAGGAGUGGAGGCCUACCUCUGUGGUGGGGUCCUGAUCCAUUCCUGUUGGGUCCUCUCAGCUGCCCACUGCUUUGUGGAAAGGUAAGAGUCCAGCGCCCGAUUUGCCGUCUCUUCUGCACUUGCUGCCCCCUCAGGAAGUCUCUUGAAGUCAGAGGCAAUUUGUGGUUCUGGAGAUGAAGGGCCAAGUGGGAGGCAGCAACAUGUGUGCAUUUAUCAGUUGUGCCAUUCGUGCAGGUUUUUCUUGGAGUAAAUAGCAGGUGGGAUUCUACUGUAGGGAGGGUUUGCUGCUGCAGUCCAGAUCUCCCCCACUCCUGUUCCUGCUAUUUGUAUUGGGAGGCAAGUCCCAAUUCUCCAUCUACCUCAAUACCCUCCCCCCCGGACAGGAAACAUCCCUUCAAGGUCUGGGGCAGGGUUUUUUGUUUUUUUGCCCAAGACACAAAAUGUUUGCUUUGUUGUUAUAUGAAAGUAAUCCAUCCAGUAACUUUGCAAGGCAGCCAGUUUUCUCCCCCUGUAAGGGAUGUUGCACAUGGUUGAGCUGAAGCUUGAGCAAAGGCCUUCCAGUUCCUCUUCUGGACAACCACGGUGGUCAGUUAGCUGCAAAGCCAUGGCUACAACUGGACCUUGAAGGCCUUGAACGCUUGAGCAAGGAAGUUGAAGUCUGUAUUUUUAGGAGCAUAAAUUACACCUGAACUUGGCAGUCACCAAAGCUGUCCCCCCCCCCCCCCGCCCCCUGAUUCUGUAGGUUUGACACCAGUCGUCUCAAGGUUGUGUUGGGCAGGACUUCCCGCAGAAACCCGGAAUGGUCUGAACAGACAUUCUCAGUGGAGAAAUACAUUGUACAUAAAAGCUUUGUGCAAAGCACCUUUGACAACGAUAUUGGUAAGACCUUUCCCUCCCUACACACAGACCUAGAUCUGCACCUGCUCCAGCCUCUUGCCUUGACCCACCCUGCCUUUUUCUUUGCUUUUUCUCUUUUUGCUAGCUCUUCUGAAGCUGAAGUCCUUGUACAAUGAGUGUGCAAUGGAAACAGAUUCCGUUCGUCCUGUCUGCCUCCCAGAGCCUGGGCUGAAGCUGCCUGACUGGACAGAAUGUGAGAUCUCAGGCUAUGGCAAGCAUGAAGAAUGUAAGAACUUCUGGCUUGCUCCAAACGGUGGCCUCUGAGAGUUGUGCUCCUAAGCCCCAUCCCAGUAGCUAGCUAGGGAGACACCAACCCCGUCCAUUUCUCUUUCUCAUCUUUCCAGUUUGUUACACUUCUGCAUCAGUUUGAGAAUUUUUGUACAUGUCCAUUUUCUAAGCAGUUUCCCCUAAAAUAAUGAAAGUCAUCUUAUUUUAACUAAUACAGGCAUUCCUGUGCAUGAUUUUUCUAAUGUUUGUUUAUUAAGGUGUAUGCAUCUUUUGUAUGGAAAAGUGCUUUGCAAAAUUUGGAGAAGGGUGAAUCUCAAAAGAUAACUGUAUUGUGGUUUGGGAAAUGCAAAUAUGUAAGUUAGUUUUUCAGAUCAAACCAAGCAAAUUUCUCCCUCUCCUAUUCUGCAUCCAAACCCCUUCUGCAUUUUGAGCAAUGUUGAGCAGUGUUGGAGAACUUGCCAGUGGAUUCUGGGUCUCUCUCACUGCCUUUGACAGCCUCCCCCCCAAAAAAACAACAACUCUGCAACCUUUUCUUUCCUUGCAGUAGUCCUAGGCCAGUGAUGGCGAACCUUUUAGAGACCGAGUGCCCAAACUGCAACCCAAAACCCACUUAUUUUUCGCAAAGUGCCAACACGGCAAUUUAACCUGAAUACUGAGGUUUUAGUUUAGAAAAAAACAACUUGUACAUUAACAUAUUUUGUCUUAAAAGAAAAACACAAUAACAGAGCUUUCAAUGAUACAAACAACUUUUUAUUGAAAGGUAAAAGUUUGCAUUAUCCUUGUUUGGGAAAUCAUGAAAAGGGGAAUUACUCCCAGACAACAUGGCCGUUUUGAUAGUUUCCCUUCCAGAAACUUCUUUGGGAGAUUUCAGAGCAGAAGCUGCAUGGCCUUCUGUCAUGGAUGCUGUAGGGGGGUUGGAUUCGAUCACCCUCGGGUUCCCUUCCAACUCCCCACAAUCCUAUGAGAAAACCAAAACAGUCUCUUUUGCCCUCCACUGUGUGUCCCCUAGCAGGGAGGAUCUUGCACUUACCCAUGGCGAUGGGAGAGAGUUCAGCUCGAAAGUUUACUUCCUGGCCUGACCAAGCAGGCGAAAAGGAAAUCUCGGUUGCAGCCUGGGAGGGAGGAGCCCCAGCACAGUUCAUAGGGGCAGCAUGCGCGCUGAAUGGAGCUGCGCAUGUGCGAGUAGCCGGUUUGCCACCCGCGGGCUGCAGCUGAAACGGGAAGGUUCCAUUCCGCUGUCUUAAAGCGCCUCGGUGCAGAAGUGCCAGUAAGCUGGGUGGCAUUUUGUUCCCUCCUGCACAAGUGGGCUUGAGAAGUGCAGCCCGGCGGGCUAGCCAUUGAAUCAUAGGAGUGUGGGGAGUUGGAAAGGGCGACAGGGUGCGUGCCCACAGAGAGGGCUCUGAGUGCCCCCUCUGGCACGCAUGCCAUAGCUUCACCACCACUCACCUAGGUGGCAGCGGGGUGGGGGGGGGGAAGGUUGUUUCACAAAUGUCUUAUGUACUUGCUGAAAUUAAGGUCACUUGGUCUGGAAUGGGGCUGUCCAGUUGCCAGAUUUCGUCUGUUGCACAGCUGCAGAAUCAGCCUCUCUCAACAAACAUCUCCCUGCUCCUAAUUUGAUGCAGUGUUUGUCUGUGAGCUGAAUUCCUAUCUGCUUACUAACUGAUCUAUAUGACUGAACCAAGUUUACACCAGCAGAGCAUCUGGCUUCUGUUAGAGCUAGCCAGAUCCCAAAAGUGGUGACCUUUAUUCUACGUGUUUUGGGAACUUCAUUUCUUCUUUUCAAAUUUCUGUGUGCCAUGGCUUUCAAAGCCAAUGAAAAGGCAGCUACCUGGAACAGAGGCAGGCAGCGCCUGGUCCUUGCAUGCCCACCUGUGUCUGGGAUGCCUCUCUUCAGAGGGCUGGGGUGGAGAGCUUGCAUGAUGGAAAGCUCAAUCAAACAAAAGCAUACCUCUGUAUGCAGAAACCUGGCUUUUCUCUGAAAUCUUGUUUUCCGUGUGCAGUGAAUUCUUUGUUUUUCUUUGGUAUUGAGGAACAUUCUGCCACUUGAGCCUCUGACUCUUAACUGCCUUCAUGGCUGACUCUACAGUCAGUGAUCAUAUAUAUCCUGCAAUAUGCAGAACAUAGUGCAGAGACUUGUUGAAUCAGGGGUGGGGAACCUUUUCUGACUGGGGGGCAAUAUCUUUAUCUCCCCACCCCUGCCCGGCCAGACUUGGGUCAGUCACUUGACAUCACUAUGAUGUCAGGUGAUGCUGCACUUUGACGCUCCAAUUUGCCAGGACUUCAAAGUGCAGUAUGGGACGGUUUGAAAGCCUUUUGCAAACAGCCCCAGUGCUGUGCUUUGGCUACGUGCACCUGUUCCUUUUUUCUUUUUUAAAAAAAGAUUUUAUUAAGACUUUUCAUAAUACAUACAAUUAAACAACAAACUAAGCAAAAACAAAGAAAAAAAGAGGGGUGGAAGAAUGAUUCAAAGUCCUGUUUCCAGCUGUUCUUCCCUCUGCUAGGUGAUGUUUUUCCAGUCUUCAAUUCAGGCAUUCAAUUUUCUUUCAAGACAAGAAGUCCAAAAGAAGUUCUCUGAUUAUUAUUAUAGAUAAACAUCAGCCAUAACCUUCUACCAAUCCAACAUCACAACUUUUGCUCUAAUAUUAAGAAGUAUUCAGUCCUUGCUCUUUAUUCACUCCAGAGUUUCUUCACUGUGAUUAUGUAUUAAGACAAUAAUCCAGAUGAAUAUGUUCUCUUUCUAUCUACAGUUUCUGCUUUCUUCUCGGAGCGUCUGAAGGAAGGACAUGUGAGGCUCUAUCCAGACAGCCAAUGCACACCCAAGCUCCUUUCAAACAGGACGGUCACUGAGAACAUGCUGUGUGCAGGAGACACCAGAGAGAUUGACGAUGCCUGCAAGGUAAUCCCAGCUCUAGGAAUGUUAGGAAUUGCCCUGCUGGAUCAGACCAGCACCCUGCAAAGCUCACAAGGAGGACAUCAAAGCAAUGUCCUAUUUUUUGUCUCUAGAUUCUGAGGAUCAGAGGUAAAUAACAUCUGACUUUGGAGAUCCCAUAUUUCAGAGUGGGGGGGGGGGGAGCUGGACAUAGGAUUUUAAAAAAUAAAUAGCCAUUGUGGCUUAUAGCCAUGGUUUGAUGAUGAUGAUGAUGAUGAUGAUGAUGAUGAUAUUUAUAUGCAACUCACCUGACUGGAUUGCCCCAGCCACUCUGGGCAGCUUUCAGCAAAAUAUAAACACACUAUAAAACACCAAACAUUAAAAACUUCCCAGAACAGGGAUGCCUUCAGAUGUCUUCUAAAAGCCAUUUGUUUAUCUGACAUAUGAUGGGAGAGUGUUCCACAGGUUGGGUGCCACUACCCAGAAGGCCAUGAAUUUUGUCUGCCUAAGCUGUCAACCAUCCCUGCACUUUGCAGCAGUGAACCGCAUAGAGCAGUGUUUCUCAGACUUGGGUCCUCAGCUGUUGUUGGACUUCAACUCCCCUCAUGGCUGACCACUGGUUCUGCUAGCUAAGGGUGAUGGGUGUUAUACAACAACAGCUGAGGACCCAAGUUUGAGAAACACUGCCAAUCAAUUUAAUUGAGUAACCUCUUGAGUUUCGUGAUGAUGAUUCUGUGAUUCUGUUGUAUUUCCUUUUGGGGGCCUUUUUAAAAUAUAGUUUUUGGAGUGGAUGCAAACAUUUUGAACUAGCCUUCAGCUACCAGGCUGGGGAAGGCUGCUUCACCCUUUCCUCUUAGAUCACAAUAUCUCUUUGGCAUGGACCUUUGAAAACAGCGGUCAUGAAAGCAGCAAGGAAGCCCACUGACCCAUUUAAAGGUUAGCUCAUUUGGGCGCCUGGGUAUAGGCAGCUUAUUUAGAUACUGGUUCCUGGAUCUGCUGAUCGUAGGACGACUAGGUGGCUAAUUGUGGCUAAAGACUUGUCUUCAGUGAGCCUUAAAAUGAAUAAUGAACCUGUUGCUCACUUAAUUCACCCCUCCUUUUUCUUUUCUUUUUGCAGGGCGAUUCUGGUGGGCCUUUGGUUUGUCUGAACAAUGGCCAAAUGAACCUGCUGGGGAUCAUCAGCUGGGGCGUGGGUUGUGGGAAAAAAGGCAUUCCAGGUGUCUACACAAAGGUGGUUCACUAUCUGAGCUGGAUUCAGGAGAACAUGAAGCCUUAAUGGCACCUGAAAGCCAGUCAUUCCUCCCAUUGGAAUCUCCUUGCAUCAGGGAGAGACAGUGGAUGGCAGAACACGAAACUUGUUUCCAUAUGUAUGGAGUGGGAACUGGCAGAAAGCAGGCAUGUGCAUGUCUGAACGCACCUGCGUGUCCAGCAUGCAUAUGACCCCGACAUGCACUUUAUGAGAGGAAUGAAAUCUUCAGCAUAGAGCCACACUUGCCUUGUUUAAAGGAGUGUAUAUCUUUCCCACUUCCACACAGUAAAGAACUUUUCAAACCAGGAAGCGCUCUAAAGAGCAGUUUAUGAACAGGAGAAGACAGAGAGUAUAUUACUCUAGCAGCAGGCUACACAAUAACGAUAUGUGCAGCCAGUAAUAAGAAAUUCUCUCACACAUGCUUAGCCUGCUGAAUGAAGAAAGCUCCAGUUUCUCAAGGUUUGCGAAGAGAACGUGGGCAUUGCAAAGAAGGGCCCUGAUCCGCUCCACCGUUUCUCCAAGCCGGCUUGCCACUUCUCUCCUGCCAGGCCCCUGACCUGAAAGACCCAAGGCUCCCCCAGCUGGGGACGAAAUUGCACUUCUAGUCAGGAACAUAUUCAGAUCCUUUUAAUCCAAAAGUUUGUUUGCAGGUAUUUAACCUUUCUGUGUAUGUUUUAUAUAAAACACUCUUUAAUACAAUGUUAACCAUCUGUCCAAAGGCAGAGUUGUCUUCUGCCGCUACUUGAAAAUACUCCUGUGCUGAAAAUUGUCCUUCUGUGUGUGGUUCCUAGGGCAUUAAACUACCUUGUCUUUGAAUUAA
Messenger RNA from Podarcis lilfordi (Lilford's wall lizard), 31872 nucleotides. The record is from the annotation of a GenBank genome assembly. NCBI's taxonomy places the organism in Eukaryota, Metazoa, Chordata, Lepidosauria, Squamata, Lacertidae.